CAUAAACUAAUUACUUUACAAUCAACACAACUGUAUUUAAGAGCUGGUAAUGAUAAAAAUUGAAAAGGAGGUGGUGAAGAAGUGAAUUCAAGGAAGUAGUAUAGUACAAGUCCAAGAGGGAAGAGCUAUUAAUUUCAGCUUCAUAAGUACUAUCCAGACUCGAGCCCUGCGUUUAUGUCGUACUAGUAUAAUAUUUCCAGAUCAAGAAAAAGAAAUGGCAAAACCGGUAAUAAAGUAAAGAUCCAAGUGCCUAGUGGUAAGAGGAGGAAAGCGUGGACAGAAAUGUUAGAUUGCAUAGACGACAACUCAAUACAGUCUCACACUCACUCAAUAAGACCCUUGUCUUUCUGUCUCUUCCCCUUCACUUUCCUCUGUUUUCAGCUUCAAUGGCUAAAGACCCAACUCUCUCCGCAGGGAAAAUGUCCUUCUGCUUCGACACCAGGCCUUUAAUGGCCACAUUGCUCGCCUUCACCCUUGUUAUGCUCAUCUGGAAUCUUCAGCCUUACUUCGAUACCAUCAUUAAUUCCCCUGCCCCUCCCUCUUCUUCUAAACUCUCCAUUUCCGACCCUAACAAACGAACCUUCCUUGCCUACGGCAAUGCCGCUUCUCUCUUCGUCCAGAUGGGCGCCUAUCGCGGCGGUCCUACCACUUUCGCCGUCGUCGGUCUUGCUUCCAAGCCCCUUCACGUCUUUGGCCGCCCUUGGUAUAAAUGCGAGUGGAUCCCCAACAGCAAUGGCAAUGCCUCCUUCUCUGCUUCUAAGAAGGCCAAAGCUAUUAAGAUCCUCCCCGACUGGGGCUAUGGCCGUGUCUACACUGUGGUGGUUGUAAACUGCACAUUUACCGUGAAUCCUAACGCUGAUAAUAAGGGAGGGAAGCUCAUUCUCUACGCUUACUACGGGGAGUCACCUAAAAGAUAUGAGAAAAUCACAGUAUUGGAGGAAGCACCGGGGUCUUACGACGAGUCCAAGUUCAGCCCGCCAUAUCCCUACGAGUACUUGUAUUGUGGUUCGUCCUUGUAUGGGAAUGUGAGUGCGUCAAGGAUGAAGGAGUGGAUGGCCUAUCACGCCUGGUUUUUCGGACCUAGCUCCCAUUUCGUGUUUCAUGAUGCCGGUGGGGUGUCGCCGGAGGUAAGGGCGGUGCUGGAGCCGUGGGUACUUGCUGGCAGGGUCACGCUUCAGGACAUUAGGGACCAGUCUGAGUUCGACGGGUACUAUUACAACCAGUUUUUGGUGGUGAAUGAUUGCCUCCAUCGCUACCGACACGCUGCCAAUUGGACCUUCUACUUUGAUGUAGACGAAUACAUUUAUCUUCCCGACGGCAACACUCUAGAGUCCGUGCUAAGAGAGUUCUCCAACAAUACUCAGUUCACAAUUGAGCAAAAUGCCAUGUCCAGCAUGCUCUGCUUCAACGAUUCCUCUCAGGACUAUUCCAGGCAAUGGGGCUUCGAGAAGUUACUGUUUAGGGACUCAAGAACUAACAUUAGGAGAGAUCGGAAGUAUGCCAUUCAGGCAAAGAAUGCAUAUGCAACAGGUGUACACAUGUCCGAAAAUGUAAUAGGGGGGACGUUGCACCAGACAGAAACCAAGAUCCGCUACUAUCAUUAUCACAACUCCAUCACUGUACACGAGGAGCUCUGUCGCGAGUUUGUACCCUUGUCUUCUAAGCAUAACAUUACCUGGUUCGAUAAGCGACCAUAUGUAUACGAUGACAACAUGAAGAAGCUCGCCCAAACCAUCAAGGAUUUUGAGCGCAAUACCAUCAAUGUUGCUCCCGACCAUACCACCAACUCAUAGGAGUACAUUAUUUCUUUCUUUCAACAUCACAUACAAUAUUAAAUGAUUUAAUCUGAUUAUAGGUUUUUACUACAAGGUAGGUGUAAGGUCUGCAUACACACUACCCUACCCAGACCACACGGAGUGGAUUAAUACUGGGUAUGUUGUUGUUGUAUAGGUUUUUACCACAUUUACCACAAUGAACAGAAGGAACAACCUUGAAUUGGUGAAAAGUAUUGUAUGUAGUAGAGUAACAGAUAUUGGCAGAGCUCUUCUUUUCCUCUUUGUGGCUUCAGUGUGUCUGUCUCAUCUGGAGUGCUGUUGAAGCGUGCCCUACUCUUCAAUGUUGUCAGUAGUUGGUUCUUGCCAGCAAAGCAACACUCCACCUCUUGUGGGUUUGGGACAUAAGGCUGACCACAGUUUUGCUUCCGCUGGCUCGAUUGGUUUAGAAUAUGGAAUCAUUUGUAUCCACAAAUUGCCAAAAAGGAAACUUAGAUCUACUGGUUGAUUUGGGAAAAGAGGGAGAUCAGGGGCCGCCAAGUCCCCACCAGGAUUUGUCCGUAAAUGGUAAGCGUUCUUGUUUCUUAUAUAUUACUAUUAUGUAUUGAACUCUUCCUCGUUAAACUUGGCCAGAUAUCUCAUAUAGCCACUUAAAUUGUUAUUGUAGUGACUAUUUUCACUCAUUUAAGUAGCAGUUUGUGGAUUUAAACAAGUUACUUUAAGAAUAAAUGCCACUGCUAUGUAAAGAAGCUCUCACCAGUUGGCCUUUUGUCUGUUUGCAGUUAAGGGAGUAUUAAUUCUGUGUAGUACAGUACUGAAAAUAUAUAUUUUGACAUGAAUAUGUAAAACUAGUAGCGUUAUGCAUCAUUCUUAUGUCUUUCA
Messenger RNA from Nicotiana tabacum (common tobacco), 2654 nucleotides. RefSeq names its product galactan beta-1,4-galactosyltransferase GALS1. Gene Ontology annotation, cellular component: cytoplasm. Lineage: Eukaryota; Viridiplantae; Streptophyta; Magnoliopsida; Solanales; Solanaceae. Gene Ontology annotation, molecular function: glycosyltransferase activity. The record is from RefSeq and is a predicted model, not a curated record.